Molecule: messenger RNA, 2451 nt
Organism: Schistosoma curassoni
Lineage: Eukaryota; Metazoa; Platyhelminthes; Trematoda; Strigeidida; Schistosomatidae
Source: the annotation of a GenBank genome assembly
UUCACUUCUCACCUUUUUAAAAAUCCCAAACAUCUUGUUACCCUUAUGAUAGUUCCAUAUUCACUUAAACUAUUCCAUGUUUUUACAAACUGAAUAUUUUAAAUUAAUUCACGAUUAGGUAGAGUUCUAUCAAUAAGUUAGAUAUUAUUUCGACAGCAUGAAUAUUACACACGAUGUAGACGGCCAAAAUAUUUUGUUAUGAAGUUUUCUGUCUUCCCUUCAACCAUAAUAUCCAGCGUAGUACCGCGUUUUCCAUAUUCUUAAGUUCGACGUAGAUUGAUUGGGCUGUUGUCUUCACUCACUGUUUACUGACGACAUAGUACAGCUGUCAUUAUAGGCAAGCAAUAAGGAUGUAUUACUUAGAAAAUCCAUUCUCUAUUAUUAUAUUCUAAGUGUUUUUAUGUACUUCAUGCAAGCGACUUGUUUAAAUAGGUUUAAUUUAACACUGGAUUAUUUGUUUUUAAAUAUUUUCAGUAUUUCAUUUUAAUAUUGAGUCUUCUAUCGACUACUGUACGUUAUAUUUUACAUUCGAUUGACUCUAUGCGAGAACAUUCCUGGAAUAAGAAAGCUACGUAUCUCUUAUAUGUGGAUAUUCUCAUUGGAUUUAUUCGUUUGGCUGUGUACGUUGAGUUUACGUUCAUCAUGUGGUCACUGCAUCCGUUUCCUUUAUUUAUCGCGCGACCUAUCUAUCUUAGCAUCAGAUCACUAAAAAAGGCGAUUCGAGAUAUGUUGAUGUCACGUCGUGCCAUUCGAUACAUGAACACAGUUUUCCGCGAUGCCACUCCAGAUGAUUUGGCUUCCUCCUCAGAUACUGUUUGCAUAAUCUGUCGUGAAGAAAUGAAUCUUCAGACAGAUAAUAUACCAUCGGUUGGGACUUCAGCUCUUAAAAGGUUACCUUGUUCUCACAUUUUCCAUUUUGGUUGUCUACGUUCGUGGUUUCAACGUCAACAGACUUGUCCAACCUGUCGAAUGGAUGUCAUACGUGAAGCUAGAGUGCAAGAAAGACAGCGACAACAACCUCAUCGUUCAGCAACUACCAAUAAUACACAACCAGAAAGCUCAACAACUUCUGGUCCAUCUAAUUCAACUGCGACACCAUCUAUUGCAGCUAAUAAUCAAAACUUAUCAGUGCCAUGGAUGCCUCCUGCCAAUGCAUUCCCGUUUUAUCCACCAUUUAUUCCUCCUACUAAUAAUUCAACAACUACACAAGCUCAGACAGUCUUUCCGUCUGUGCCUCCUUUAUACAUACCACCCUUUAUGGGGAUGCCUAUAAUAUACCCUGGUAACUUGUUCUCUAGUGGAAAUACUCCUAUGCCAGAACCGCCCUCUGGACCACCUGAAUCAACUGAUGAAGCUCGUCUUCGUGCCAGUGCUGAAGCCCGUUUCACCGCUUUACGUCAAAUAAAUGUACUGUUGAAUGCAGCUGUCCUGCAAAUGAAUGCUUACCUCAAUGCGGCUAGCGCUCCUCCAAGUGAAUUAGAACCUAUUACUUCUAUUAACACUGUCCUCAACACCGACGAUGUGGGAUCAAAUAAUGAAGGAAAGGGAGCCUCAAGUAGUGAUGUAAAUUCUCAGUGGCUCAGUGGUCAUUUAAAAUCAUCAUUAUGUCGGUUGUUUCUAAUAUCUGGACCACAUGUGUCUACCUAUCAUCUGACUAGUCAGUAGACAGAUUAUUUUCAAAUAAGUUCUGUAUUUCUUAUAGUUUUCUUAUAUUUUAAUUCUUACACUAGAGACUGUCUAGAUACAAAAUCAAUCUGCUCACAUGAGGCAAAGAUCCUAAUUCAAAAAACGAAAUCUCUGAGGUGUCAAUAACAACUGUCAGUGUUAGUUCCUCAUUGUAGCUGCCAUUUAGUUGGUGAUCUAAUAUUUCUGGUUCUCACUAUUUUAUGAUAGCAAAUCUACAUGAUUGCUAUUUAUGUGUUUUUCAACUAACAUUUCAUUCUAUUUCAGGUUAGACUCGGAUGGUAAGAGUCCCCUUGCAUCAGAAGACUCGGAAUUUACGGAAGUUCGUAAACGUAGACUAGAACACUUUGAAUGCUCGUCUGGAGAAAUCACAUCAAAGUCUAACUCCGAACUUAAUGAUGUGUCCAAUUGAUCUUGUAACAUUUAUAUAUACCUAACUUUGGUAUUACUAAGUUUAUUCUGAGAUUAGUUUGUGUAAGUUGAAUUCUGUGUGGCCAUGUAUUCUUUCAGAAUUCUUAAAUAAAACGAAUGGCUUUCUAUAUAUUUCAAAAUUUAAAUUAUAUUUGAUGUAGUAUUGUUUCGUUAUAUUCUGUCUUCAAGUAGUCUCAAUAGUUCGCCUUUAUUACUUGUUAUGUUUCAAGGAAUGUGAGAUAUUUCUCUUCAUUAUAAUUAGUAAUAUGGUUUUGUUCAAUGUACAUAUACUUUUUUAUAAAUUACAGGGAUUAGUGUAAUAAUAGACAAUAGUUUAAUAGAUCACUUAGACAAGGC